AUGCCGUUCAAGAGAUACGUGGAGAUUGAGAGGGUAGCUCUCAUCAACUAUGGCAUAGACUUCAGGAAGCUCGGUGUUUUCGUCGAUGUCAUCGACCAGAACCGAGUUACAAUCGGGACCCCCAAUAUGGUUGGGAGCCAAAUAAACUUUAAGAGACGGUCACCGAUAUUAAGAUUGAAAUUAGCAGUCUCCUUGUCAGAGAUUGGUCUACAAGCCAUACAGGAGAUGGACAAAGAAAACGUUUGGAAAAAGAUCAAGAUGAUUGUCGUGAGAAGAAUUCUUGUCGAAAAAUUCAAGAACGGGAAAGUAAAACAUUGGAAAUUCAUGUGA
Hevea brasiliensis (rubber tree) is the source of this 330-nucleotide messenger RNA. Its product is annotated as probable 60S ribosomal protein L14. Gene Ontology annotation, cellular component: cytosolic large ribosomal subunit. Gene Ontology annotation, molecular function: RNA binding; structural constituent of ribosome. The record is from RefSeq and is a predicted model, not a curated record. Lineage: Eukaryota; Viridiplantae; Streptophyta; Magnoliopsida; Malpighiales; Euphorbiaceae. The coding region runs from base 1 to 330 and encodes 109 amino acids. The transcript has 2 exons. Gene Ontology annotation, biological process: ribosomal large subunit biogenesis.